CUUAAAUAUACUUUGUUUUUCACAUUCUCUGCUGGCUAGCAGAAUGCACUCCACUUGGGCAUAAGCAAGCACAGCACAUCAAAGUUUCAUAUUCAUUACAAAGUCUGCUGCUUGCAAAGAAAGUACAUUAUCCAACUACAAUUAGGGUGAAAAGUUUGCUCGUUCGGGUGUUCGUGUAUCAAUUUUAUUCCAAAAUCAUUGUGCUAUUUUGGCUGAUAAAAGCGAGACAAAAAGUGUCAUCUCAUCGGCUCCGGACCGGACUGCUGCCGUCUGUACAGUGGCGUCAGUCAGUUGUUAGUUGUGUUUCAUCCAGAAAGCAUUUCCCAGCAGAAAGCAAGCAAUGGCCAGUGGAAAGUAUAAUUUUGCGAUUGAUCGUGGAGGAACCUUCACCGAUGUCCUCUGUAUAACACCGGAGGGGAGCAUUCGAACGCUGAAGCUGCUCUCGGUGGAUCCGGCCAACUAUCCGGAUGCACCGACCGAGGGAAUCCGCCGGAUCCUCGAGCAGGAAACGGGACGUUCCCGCACCGAGCAGGGGCUGGUCGAUACCGACCGGAUCGGAUGGGUCCGGAUGGGCACGACGGUCGCUACGAAUGCGUUGCUCGAGCGAGCAGGUGACCCGGUGGCCCUGGUGGUUAACCGUGGCUUUCGUGAUUUGCUGCAGAUUGGAAACCAGGCACGUCCGAGCAUCUUUCAGCUGAACAUCCAGAAGCCGUCCAACCUGUACCGGGAGGUGGUCGAAAUCGACUGCCGGCUGGUACCGGCUCAACGCGACACCUGUCAGCUCGAGCACAGCUGGCCCGAGCUGGUGGGUGCUUCCGGUGCCUGCUAUCUGGAGAUGGCCCCCAUCGACGAGCCCGCGGUACGUGCCAAGCUGGAAGAGGUGCACGCCAAAGGUAUCACCUCGCUGGCCGUUGUGCUUGCGCACAGCUAUGCCUGCCCGGAUCACGAGCUGCUGGUCGGGGCGAUCGCGGAACAGAUCGGUUUUCGUCACGUUACCCUGUCGCACAAAGCGAUGCCAAUGUGUCGCCUGGUGGCACGCGGUUUUACCGCCUGUGCGGAGGCCUAUCUAACGCCGCACGUUGAACGGUAUCUCGCCGGAUUUAAGGCUGGUUUCAAGGAUCAACUGCACGGUGUGGACGUGCUGUUUAUGCAAAGUGACGGUGGACUGACUAGGAUGGAAAACUUUCGCGGUGCGAGAGCUAUCCUGAGUGGACCGGCUGGCGGGGUGGUUGGAUAUGCGGUAACUGGUGCUAGGGAUUCUGAUGGACAGCCGCUAAUUGGGUUCGAUAUGGGAGGAACUUCAACGGAUGUUUCCAGGUUUGCUGGGACGUACGAUCAUGUGAUUGAAUCCACAACCGCUGGCGUUACGAUUCAAGCCCCGCAGUUGGACAUCAAUACGGUGGCCGCCGGUGGCGGUUCACGUCUGUUCUUCCGAUCGGGUUUGUUCGUGGUGGGCCCCGAAUCGGCUGGUGCUCAUCCGGGUCCAACGUGCUAUAAGAAGGGUGGUCCGCUGACCGUGACUGAUGCAAAUUUGAUUCUCGGACGAUUACUGCCGGAGUAUUUUCCGAAAAUUUUCGGUCCCAGUGAAACGGAGGCGCUGGAUUAUGUCGCAACUAAGGAAGCUUUCGUCGUGCUUCAGCAGGAGAUCAAUCGUCACCUGCUGGAAUCGGGCGAACGGGAACGGCCUCUAACGUUGCAGGAAAUUGCGAUGGGUUUUGUACGUGUUGCGAACGAGGCCAUGUGUCGGCCCAUCCGGGCAUUGACGCAGGCACGCGGACUGGACACCUCCAAGCACGUGUUGGCCUGCUUCGGUGGUGCCGGUGGACAACACGCUUGCAGUAUCGCGAAAGAACUUGGAAUGAGUAAGGUUUUGGUGCACAAAUAUGCCGGAAUUCUAUCGGCCUACGGUAUGGCUUUAGCAGACGUUGUGCACGAGGUCCAGGAGCCCGCUGGGCUCGCUUUAAGCGAGGAUAAUCGUUUGGCUAUAAAAGAGAAGCUGGACGAACUGAGUCAAUCCUGCAAGGCGCAUCUUGCCGGGCAAGGAUUUUCCGAUGAAGCAAUCGUUUUGGAACCGUAUCUUCAUUUGCGCUACGAAGGAACGGAUUGCGCACUGAUGUGUUCCCCUGACAAGGUCGUCGAUAAUCAGGAAAACUACAUCUACACAUAUGGAGAUUUUGAGAAAACAUUUUUCAAUCGGUACCGAAGCGAGUUUGGCUUUGUGUUGGAGCAGAGAAAAAUAAUUGUCGAUGAUAUUCGUGUUCGCGGCUCCGGACGGUCGUCGGUGUUUGAGGAAGCAACUAUUCCGGAGGCGGACGGGCCGAUUUAUCCGGAGAAAACUACGACCGCUUUCUUCGAAGAAGGACAGCUCGUAACGCCCGUCUUUGAUUGUUCUAAACUACGCAACGGGCACACCGUACAGGGACCAGCAAUACUGAUUGAUAAACUUUCCACCAUCGUCAUUGAACCGGACUGUCGGGCGCUGGUAACGCCCAAAGGGGAUCUAAUUAUUGAGGUUGGCUCAUCAGCCGGCAGCAAGCGCAUCGAUGAUCGACUGGAUGCGGUUCAGUUGAGCAUUUUUAACCAUCGAUUCAUGAGCAUCGCCGAACAAAUGGGUCGCGUACUGCAGCGGACGGCCAUCUCCACUAACAUCAAAGAGCGGCUGGAUUUCUCCUGUGCCCUGUUUGGCCCAGACGGUGGUCUGGUAAGCAACGCACCACAUAUUCCGGUACAUCUCGGCGCAAUGCAGGAAACUGUCCAGUACCAAAUCAAAGUUCGCGGGGAAACCCUCAAACCGGGUGACGUUUUACUCUCGAAUCACCCGCAAGCGGGUGGUUCUCAUCUUCCGGAUCUAACGGUGAUUACACCGGUUUUCUAUCCGGGAAUUCCGAAACCGGUAUUUUUCGUGGCCUCUCGUGGUCACCACGCGGACAUUGGAGGAAUCACUCCGGGUUCGAUGCCACCGCAUUCGAAAUCCCUCUCGCAAGAGGGAGCAGCUUUUAAAUCGUUUCUUCUGGUUGAUGGAGGAGUGUUCAAGGAAGCGGAAAUCGUCGAGCGUCUCAGUACUCCGACCAGCGCGCCGGGCGCGGUCGGUACCAGAAAUUUGUCCGAUAAUCUGUCCGACCUGAAGGCCCAGAUAGCCGCCAACCAGAAGGGCAUUCAGUUGGUGGCGGAACUGAUCGACAGCUAUGGGUUGAACGUUGUCCAGGCCUACAUGGGCUAUAUGCAGCAGAAUGCCGAACUGGCCGUGCGGGAUAUGUUGAAAGAGAUCGCCAAAGAGACGAAGAUGAGAACUGGAUCAACGAUCCUGGAAGCAACGGAAUACAUGGAUGAUGGUUCGCCGAUACGUUUGCAGGUUUCGAUUGACGAAAAGGAAGGCUCCGCAGUUUGUGAUUUUAGUGGUUCCGGUCCGGAAGUGUACGGCAACUGCAAUGCACCGCGUGCCAUCACGCUGUCCGCGCUGAUCUACUGUUUGCGCUGCAUGGUUGGGCACGACGUGCCCCUGAAUCAGGGCUGCUUGGCACCGAUCAGUGUCAUUAUACCGAAUAACUCCAUUCUGGAUCCGUCGGACGAUGCGGCGGUGGUCGGUGGCAAUGUGCUAACUUCGCAACGCAUUGUGGAUACGGUUUUCAAAGCAUUCCGCACCUGUGCCGCUUCGCAGGGAUGCAUGAAUAACAUCACUAUUGGGGACGAACGCUGGGGUUACUACGAAACCGUUGCCGGUGGCAGCGGAGCUGGCCCCGGUUGGCAUGGCACGGGAGGGGUGCACACCCACAUGACCAACACCCGGAUCACGGAUCCGGAAAUACUUGAACUACGCUAUCCGAUCAUUUUGAAGAAGUUUUCACUGCGUGAUGACCAAUCCGGAGGCGUUGGACUGUACAACGGGGGCGAAGGCGUUCAGCGAGAAUUGCUGUUCCGCAAACCGAUGACGCUGUCGGUUUUGACGGAAAGACGAACGCUGGUGCCGUACGGAAUGGCCGGAGGGGGACCAGCCAAAACCGGACUGAAUUUACUCGUGAAAAAAGAUCGCGCCAUUAAUUUGGGCAGCAAAACAGCCGUUUGCGUUGAGACGGGGGAUAUUUUCUCGAUGAAAACUCCGGGAGGCGGCGGGUACGGCCGACCAUCUUCGAAUGCAUUCCCGGUGCUCGAUCUGAUCGAUGACGAUCCUUCGAAGGCGUUCAUCGAGCACGGUAGCGUUUACGAGUAUCGUCUAGCACAGGAGUCCGUUUGAUGGCACGAUGUAGGUUUCAAUUUUAACUUUUAUUUAGUGUUGAUUGUUGUAUUGAUUAUAAUUGUUGUUGUAAUGUUCAAAUAGGACCAAACAGUUGUUGUUGAGUGCCAAAAGUUUUAUUCGCUAGGUAAGAGGAAAUGAUAUUUCGAAGCGUCCCUGAUAAUCGUUCAUAUCGUAUACUCUGACUCAGGAUAGGAAAUACUAUAGAUUAGACAAGGAAACAUUUUACAAAUGUAGCUUUAGGAGACUUGUACCUUCCGACGGUGUCAAUCGUCGUCUUGGAUUUGCCAAUCACAUUGAUCGAAAGAAACAAGCACAAAAAAUGUAACAAUAGUGUUCCAAAGUGAUAAAGGAUUUGAACUAGUUGAAGUUUUUUCCAUUUAAAUAAUAAUUACCUAAUAGUCGUCUUGCACAAUUUGAUUGUACGCUCAGUAAACAGUUUUGCGGUUGAACCGAAAGUCUUACAAUGUUUUAAGUAUAAAUAUA
Sabethes cyaneus is the source of this 4717-nucleotide messenger RNA. RefSeq names its product 5-oxoprolinase. Gene Ontology annotation, cellular component: cytosol. The record is from RefSeq and is a predicted model, not a curated record. Gene Ontology annotation, biological process: glutathione metabolic process. Gene Ontology annotation, molecular function: 5-oxoprolinase (ATP-hydrolyzing) activity. NCBI's taxonomy places the organism in Eukaryota, Metazoa, Arthropoda, Insecta, Diptera, Culicidae. The coding region runs from base 341 to 4231 and encodes 1296 amino acids. The transcript is spliced from 5 exons.